AUGAAUAACUCUACAUUGAACUUCACCGCAUCUGAAACAUCUACGAACACCACAUCUGAUUCCCUUUCGCUUCUGGACUAUCUUGAAGUGUGUGUGUACGGUAUCAAUUUCUUGUUUGGUCUUCCUACACACUCCUAUGUUUUACGGCUCAUCGUCACGGGAACAGCGAGUGGAGUCGCAUCAGAGUUCUUCAUCCUCAAUCUCUCCGUUUGUGAGAUUGGUAUCUGUCUCAAUGCUUUGGUCUUAGUGCUGUCAUUGUGGUUCACAAGUUUGGUACCAUUCGAAUUGUUUUUAGUUGGAUUCACCAUGGCUGGCCGUCCUCUGUUUCAGUGUCUGAUCUGUGUCGAGCGUUACCUGGCCGUGGUUCAUCCCGUAACCUUUCUGAAGUACAAACCUCUCAGAUACAGAGCGAUCUGCUGCGCUGUGGUUUGGAUUAUCAUUUUUUGCUCCUGUUUGCUCUGUAUGUAUUUUUUAGACUCACAAAGACGAUAUAUACAUACGUGGCUUUCAUCGUUGCAGAUGAUGCUGGUCAUCUCCCUCCAGUUGUUUUGUCUCGUGGCUGUUCUCAGAGCUCUGAAGCGGUCAGGACCAGGAGGGAAAACAAGACAGAAAGAGGAGGAAAACCACCUGAAGAGAAGAGCAUUUUAUAUUAUUCUAAUAACUACCAUGACUACUGUUAUCAUGUAUGCCCCAAAAACGGUGACAGGAUUCAGUGAAAUUUUAACAAGUGACAGUACUAAGAGAGUUUGGUUCACUGGUUCGACUUGUUUUGUUUUGGCUGGUUUUGUGCAGCCUUUUCUUCAUCUGCACCGUGCUGGAAAACUGUCCUUUCUCUGUUUCUCAUAA
Puntigrus tetrazona (Sumatra barb) is the source of this 846-nucleotide messenger RNA. RefSeq names its product C-C chemokine receptor type 8-like. The record is from RefSeq and is a predicted model, not a curated record. The coding region runs from base 1 to 846 and encodes 281 amino acids. Gene Ontology annotation, biological process: phospholipase C-activating G protein-coupled receptor signaling pathway; positive regulation of Rho protein signal transduction. Gene Ontology annotation, molecular function: G protein-coupled receptor activity. NCBI's taxonomy places the organism in Eukaryota, Metazoa, Chordata, Actinopteri, Cypriniformes, Cyprinidae. Gene Ontology annotation, cellular component: membrane. The transcript has a single exon.